AUGUCGGGACUCGAGAAAGCGCUCUUCAACUUGAAGUUCACUGCGAAACAAAUCAACCGACAAGCCAAUAAAGCUGGACAAGCAGAAAAGGCAGAGAAAGAUAAACUCAAGAAGGCAAUCCUACAAGGCCACCCUGAUAUCGCGAAAAUCAACGCAGAAAAUGCCAUUCGUAAACAAAAUGAAAAACUAAAUCUACUGAGGUUGGCAAGUAGAAUCGAUGCCGUGGCUAGUAGAGUACAAACGGCUGUUACCAUGAGACAAGUUACCGGUAGUAUGACGAAUGUAGUAAGAGGAAUGGAUCAAGCUAUGAAAGCUAUGGAUUUGGAGAAAAUCUCAGCAGUAAUGGACCGUUUUGAAACACAAUUCGAAGAUUUAGAUGUAGCAACUGGCUACUACGAAAAUGCCACUACAUCUGCGACUGCAGUAGCAACUCCUCAAGAAGACGUCGAUAGGUUGAUGAACCAAGUUGCUGAUGAGGCGGGAAUUGAGUUAAAGCAAGAGAUGAAGAGUCCCGAAGCCGCGGCUCCUGUUAAAUCAAAUCCAACCGAAGUAGAAGAGGAUGGGUUGGGUGAGAGAUUGAGGGCUUUGAGAUCGUAA
This is a messenger RNA of Sclerotinia sclerotiorum 1980 UF-70, 597 nucleotides long. RefSeq names its product vacuolar protein sorting protein. Gene Ontology annotation, biological process: endosome transport via multivesicular body sorting pathway; protein transport; late endosome to vacuole transport. The transcript has 4 exons. Bases 1 to 597 code for a protein of 198 amino acids. NCBI's taxonomy places the organism in Eukaryota, Fungi, Ascomycota, Leotiomycetes, Helotiales, Sclerotiniaceae. Gene Ontology annotation, cellular component: ESCRT III complex; multivesicular body. The record is from RefSeq and is a predicted model, not a curated record.